Messenger RNA from Drosophila novamexicana, 1689 nucleotides. Its product is annotated as G-protein coupled receptor moody. The transcript is spliced from 3 exons. Gene Ontology annotation, biological process: G protein-coupled receptor signaling pathway. Bases 1 to 1578 code for a protein of 525 amino acids. The record is from RefSeq and is a predicted model, not a curated record. Gene Ontology annotation, cellular component: membrane. Gene Ontology annotation, molecular function: G protein-coupled receptor activity. Lineage: Eukaryota; Metazoa; Arthropoda; Insecta; Diptera; Drosophilidae.
AUGAUUCACCAGUUGGAUAGCCAGGCGCAGGGCCACAUCCAGCUGCUCGGCAUGCCAGGCGCCGUGGCCCAGCCGCUGGCAUUGGCCCGCAAGGCUGGCGGCGCCAACCGGAGCAGCAGCAUGGACCAGGAGAACGAGCUCUUCGAGGGCUAUUCGGACGAGCUGCUGACAUUUGCAUGGAUCGCUUGCAUUGUGUUCAUCAUUGUCGGUGUGCCCGGCAAUCUGCUGACAAUUGUGGCGCUGUCGCGCGGCAAACAGACACGCAAUUCGACGGCGAUAUUCAUCAUAAAUCUAUCCUGCUCGGAUUUGCUCUUUGGCUGCUUCAAUCUGCCGCUGGCCGCGUCCACGUUCAAGGAGCGCGCCUGGACGCACAGCGAUCUGUUGUGCCGCCUCUUUCCGCUGCUCCGCUAUGGCCUGCUGGCCGUAUCGCUGCUCUCCGUCUCGCUGAUCACCAUCAAUCGGUACAUCAUCAUUGCCCAUCCGCGCCAGUAUCCACGAAUUUAUCAGCGUCGAUAUUUGGCGCUCAUGGUGGCGGGCACCUGGCUGGUCACGUUCUCGAUUAUGAUACCGACAUGGCGCGGCGUUUGGGGCCGCUUUGGCCUGGACACGAGCAUCGGCUCCUGUUCGAUAUUGCACGAUAAGUACGAUCGUUCGCCCAAGGAGUUCCUUUUCAUGGCCGCCUUUAUGCUGCCCUGCGUCUGUAUUGUCAUCUGCUAUGCACGAAUCUUUCUGCUGGUGCGCCAGGCGGCGAUGCGGGCGGGCGCCAAGAGCUCCGAGCUGGCCAUAACGCCGCCCGUACAAACGCCCACGCAGACACAGAAGCCGCCGGUCCCCGAGAAGCCAAAGGAUAAAAGCAAGGUCAAGAGCAAGGAUAGGCAGCGGGAGCUGGACAAGGAUGAGGACUCCGGCACAUCGCGUCCCUUUGUGGUCGCCGAGAGUCUGGCCUACAUCGAUGACAACGCCUCCUCGGAGAGUUUUCCCAUCUCGUACAGCAUCAAACAGGAGGCGCCCAUCGAUGCCAAUGUCGUGCUGCAGGACAAUAAUCUCGCCAACAACAAGCAUUCAGUUUCUGGAUCCGCUCCAGCAACGGGUCCAGCCACUGCCGAUGCGACAGUCAACAAAUCCCAGAACCAGCUGGAGCAGGGCCGCAACUCAAAGAACCCAAUCACCACAUCGCUGCGCACCUCGUUCACCCGCUUCAGUCCACGCAAAUCGCACUAUGUGUCCAUGGGUAAUACCUCGAACGCCUCGUCGAUCUAUCCGGGUCGGAUGAGCGUCAAGGAUCGGCGACUGCUCAAGAUGAUACUGGUGAUAUUUGUGUGGUUCGUCAUCUGCUAUCUGCCGAUUACGGUGGCCAAGAUCUGGAAGAGCGCCAACGAUGUGCACGUCUUUAACAUAAUGGGCUAUCUGCUGAUAUAUCUGACCACCUGCAUCAAUCCGCUGAUCUAUGUGCUAAUGAGCUCCGAGUAUAGGCGCGCCUACUGGAACCUACUGCGCUGCCACCAGACCGAGCAGCAGCAGCAGCAGCAGCGGGCCCUGAAGAAGCAUCUCGAAUCGAAUCGGGCGCUCAAAACGUGAUCCAUGUGGGAGUCGAGACGCAUCCAGAGUUCCGUCCCAGCAGUGACUAUCCAUAUACAUACGAAGGGAGGUUUUUCCAGAAAAGGUGUGACCGUAUAUUAGAGGGAUAUA